This is a messenger RNA of Suillus paluster, 912 nucleotides long. RefSeq lists its product as uncharacterized. Bases 1 to 912 code for a protein of 303 amino acids. The transcript has 2 exons. The record is from RefSeq and is a predicted model, not a curated record. Lineage: Eukaryota; Fungi; Basidiomycota; Agaricomycetes; Boletales; Suillaceae.
AUGGACAUCAAAGUGUUUGAACUUAUAGCGCCUGCAGCACUGAGCAAGAAGGAGAUCAAGCUGAGAUUACUGGAGGAGAAUGAUGCUCGUCAUGCAUCACCUUCCUGCCAAUCGGUCGCAACAUGGAUAUCCAUGGGAUUGGCAAUUGAAGAAGCUCAGAUCACAUUGCUCAUUGAGGUCCGGGGAAUCGCACAAAGACCUACCAAGACACAGAGAUUAGACAUCGCCUGUCAAUGCAAUCGGGUGCAGGGACAGAUCGAUGAAUUCCCUCGGUCCGCUCUCCUGCAUUUCGGAGAUGGAUUCAAUAGUGAUGAAGAUCCAGAGGACUUGAGUUGUGCAAUUCUCAAUGAUCUCAACGAUGGCCCGGAUGAGUUCAGUGAGACUCUCGAUACCUACCCAAACACCCCCGAGCUCACUGUCAUCCCAUUGCCAUCCAAUGUCGGGCUGGACCGACUCCAACACUGCUUAGCAGAGGAUCUGAUUCCGCUGGAGAUGUCGCUUCGUGAAGGACAGGCCAAUGAUGCCCUUCACAAUCUCCAAAUACACUUGUGCAACAAGGCGGUCCUUUUCCGAACCACCCUUAGGCAGGCGAAGUUGCAAGCUUUGAAGACUCGGGCAUGGUCCCAGGUGAUGUUGGUUCAGCAGGCUGUGUCUCUGAAUGCCAGUAUGUACAACAGGACAAGGAAGCAAAUGAUGAAACUUGGUCUGGGGCAGCACCAGCUUCAGAAAUACCAACCUCUACUCCAAGAACAGCUCAAGAUCAGCACUGCAGUCAGUGAUCCAAAUGCCCGAGGUCAGCGGAACGAGUCCCUUGCCUGGUUCUGGUCUCUCAACAUUGAUUUAUCAGGGCUGAGGGUGGUGGAUCAAACCUCCAUCCCAUCUCUUAUGGGACUUCGGUGGAUUCGAGGAUGA